CCCACCUUCGGCGACCGAACCCAAGCCCCGCCCCGCCCCUCCCCACCUCUGGCGCCUCCCCUCUCCAACCGCAUCCUCGAAACCGAGUCUGUCGUCUCGCGAUGGAGAAGGCGACGGGCAGAGAUGGGACGCCUCCAACAUUCUUCCUCCGCCGGCGACCGGAGCAGGGGCCUACCGAGUGCAUCGCCUCCAAUUCCCUCUCCUCUCCCGGAUUUCCCCUCUCCGGUGGCGGUUGUCCGAAGAUCUGCUCCGCCCAGAUCCCUGUCCCUCCGGCGACAAGGACGGCGACGGAUCCUGGAGUACACGAAGUCUUGGAGGAGAUGAACAACUCUUGGGCAAUUUGCUCUCUUACACUUCCCUACUGUAUUGGUUUCUUUGAUACGAAAUCUUGCAUCUGUUGUUCGGCUAGUGAGUAGAGAAGCAACAUUCUGAUUGGUAGCUUUAACGACUGUUACGAUUUUAAUGCUUGAUUUUUGGGCCAUCAACGGACGGAAUCGUGGAUGAUAUAUGCGAAAUAGCAGCGGCAAGGCUGAGAUCAUCAGGCCAAUGCAUUGUUUUCUAGGGUACUCAAGUUUAAUUGAUGGAUUUGAUUCUAUCUGGUUUGGUGAAAUUUAGAUAAACACCGGGUUCAUAACUUCAUGUACUGGAGUAGUAAUUUGGUUAAUGGUUAGUCUUACGUGAGCUUAAUUAAAUCCCUGCCAUGGAAAAACAUAAGGUGUGUCGUGUAUUGUUCCUCCUCUUCAGCUAGUUGUCUACUUAGUUCUAUCUUCUUAUCUAGUACACACAAGGGUACCAUGGUUUCUGCUCUAACAGAUGGCUCUUUUAGGUACCUCAGCAAGGAGGAGAUCGAGCGAGGGUCGCCAUCGAGGCAGGACGACAUGGGCGUCGGCAAGGAGGCCCAGCUCCAGGCCACCUACUGCUCCUUCAUCCGCGACGUCGGCCUCCGGGUCCGGCUCACUAAAAAAGAAGGCAGUGCAGCUUUUGAAAGCAAAACUUCAUCAAAUAACCUUCGAAGAAGAAAAAAAAACUGUCCUUUUUGCUGUAAUAGGAGGAUGGGCGGAGGGUGCGCGCUCGAGGAAAAGCGUCCAUGUCGUCGGCCAUGGCGGGCAUGCUCCCCACGGAUGAGGUGUGUUGGAUGUGGUCACGGAAAAGGGUGGGAGAAAGCGGAGGAAGAGAGUGUGAGCUCACUGUGGUCGAUCGGCAAGCUUGGAAGAGAGCGUGAGCUUCGGUGCUCUGGUGGCGUUGUCGAUGAGGAAGAGACUUGGUGGGCAAGCUCCCGCGAGGGACGAAACGGGAGCGUGGCGACAAGGUCGAAGCAGGAACGGAAGCGGCACAACCUUGCUUCCCUGCUCAGGUACUAG
Lolium rigidum is the source of this 1361-nucleotide messenger RNA. RefSeq lists its product as uncharacterized. The record is from RefSeq and is a predicted model, not a curated record. Lineage: Eukaryota; Viridiplantae; Streptophyta; Magnoliopsida; Poales; Poaceae. The transcript has 4 exons. The coding region runs from base 795 to 1361 and encodes 188 amino acids.